Messenger RNA from Bursaphelenchus okinawaensis, 2693 nucleotides. NCBI's taxonomy places the organism in Eukaryota, Metazoa, Nematoda, Chromadorea, Rhabditida, Aphelenchoididae. The record is from the annotation of a GenBank genome assembly.
AUGCACUGCAGUACCUCGACUAGUCAAUGGGCUUUGAUAGAAGAACAGCUACCUAAAUUACCUCAAACUGUAAGUGUUUACUAUUGUUUUAUUUCAUAUGUUUUGCCACGACCAUAAAUACCUGUAAUGCCAUAACAAAACCGUAUUUACUGUCUUAUUGUAUGUGGAUUGUCUUUGAUAAAUGAUAAUGCUUUUCAGACCAAAAAACGUCGAACAAAAGUGCCAUUUCGACCAACAACAUCCAUGAAUUACUUUAUUUUGAUGAAGAAAUGUAUUGGGAAAGAUGUUUCUAAACUGUCAAUGCCGGUAAGAGACUUUAUUUUUCAUUUAAAUAUGAAAGAUAGAAAAAACUUUGUUUACAAAUCAAAAAAUGGCAAGAACUUUCUUUACAAAACAAAAAAUGGCAGAAACUUUCUUUACAAAACAAAAAAUGGCAAGAACUUUCUUUACAAAACACAAAAUGGCAAGAACUUUCUUUACAAGUCAAAAAAGACAAGAACUUUCUUUAAAAACCUCAAUCAAUACUGUUAUAGGUCGACUUCAACGAGCCAUUGUCAGCACUACAACGUCUAACCGAAGACCUGGAGUACUCAUACUUAUUAGAUAAGGCAGCGGCUGAAACUAGAGAUAUGUGUAAACGAGUAGCCUAUGUAGCAGCUUUUGUCGUUUCAAAUUAUUCAUCAUUGGCCGUUAGAAACACUAAGCCUUUCAAUCCUUUAUUAGGAGAGACCUUUGAGUUUGACCGAAGAGAUGAUAGAGGGUUUUAUAGCAUUUCUGAGCAGGUGGGUCAAUGUCAAAUAUAUUUUUGAAACUUUUUUAAUUUUUUAAAAUUUUAAAAAUUUUUUUUAAAUUUUUUUUUAUUUUUUUUUAUUUUUUGAAUUUUUUUUUGAAUUUUUUGAAAUUUUAUAUUUUUUCAAAAAUUUUUUGCUUCCAACAUGAUAAAUUUGAAAAAAAAUAUUGUUGUAGGUAUCGCACCAUCCACCGACAAGUGCCAUGUUUUCGAAAGGGAAGUCAUGGAUACUAAAGCAAGCCUAUACCUUUUCAACUGACGUCAAAGGAAGAGCUUUCCAUGUUCAUCAAAAAGGAAAAACAAUCAUUCAAUUCAAGGAUUGUGGCACAGUUUUUAGCUUUGAUAAGGUAGGAAAUGGGCUAGGGCUUUGAGCUAGAGCUGUGAACUAGAGCUCUGAACUAGGGCUCUGGACUAAGGCUAACAUUAAAAACCAUUUUCAGCUCCCCUUCUCUCGAAUAAUAACCAACCCUGUGUCAGGAAAGAUGACUACCGAAUGUUCUGGUCAAAUAACAAUACAUACGAGUACAAAUGAAGCCAGAUGUGCCUUAAACUUUCAUGAAAACUCGCCUUCUGGUAAAACCUUGCCUUCUAAGGUUACUGGUACAAUAACAGAUGCCAAAGGUCACGUACAAUAUAAAAUGGAUGGUUUUUGGAAUAUGAAUCUACUCCUUCAGAAACUGGAGCCGGAUGGAGAAAUUGAAGCCGAGAGCUUGGUUUGGCAACGGUUUCCUUAUCCGUAAGGCUUACAUUUUUACACUUAAAAACGGAAAUUUAGGCUUAAAAAUAGAAUGUUUAGACUUAAAAAUAGAAUUUUAGGCUUAGGAAUUCUUUGUUGACUUAAAAAUGAAAUUGUAGGCUUAAAAAUGAAAUUUUAGGCUUAAAAAUGAAACUUUAGGCUUAAAAAACAAAUUUAGGCUUAAAGAUGAAAAUUAAGGCCUAAAAAUGAAACUUUAAAGCCUAAAAAUGAGCAUCCUUACCCUAAAAUCAUAUUUAUAGACAAGACAGUGACAAAAUGCAUAACUUCACUCAAUUUGCAAUUGAAUUGAAUGAGCCUGAAGAAGGUGUAGCACCAACUGAUAGCAGACUACGACCCGAUCAAAGAGAAAUGGAGAACGGCGAAUGGAAACGUGCCAAUCACAUUAAAUCUGAGUUGGAAAAUCAGCAAAGGAAACGACGGGCUGAACACGAAAAACUAGGAAAAGGUAGGGGGUUUGAAUGAGUUUAGGCAUAAAAAAUUGAAUCAUAAGCUUAAAAAUGAAGUUUAGACUUAAAAAUGAAGGUUUGAGACUACAAAUGAAAUUUUAGGCUUAAAAAUAAAAUUUUAGGCUAAUAAAUAAAAUUCUAGACUUAAAAAAUGAAAACAGGUUAAAAAAUGAAAUUUAGGCUUGAAAAUGAAACAGGCUUAAAAAUAAAAUUUAGGCUUAAAAAUAAAAUUUAGGCCUAAAAAUAAAACUUAGGCUUAAAAAUGAAAUUUUAGGCUAAAAAAUAAAAUUCUAGACUUAAAAAAUGAAAACUUAGGUUAAAAAUGAAAUUUUAGGCUAAAAAAUAAAAUUCUAGACUUAAAAAAUGAAAACUUAGGUUAAAAAUGAAAUUUAGACUUGAAAAUGAAAUUUAGGCUUGAAAAUGAAAUUUUAGGCUUAAAAAUGAAAUUUAGGCCUAAAAAUAAAGUUUAGGCUAAAAAAAAAUUUUAAUCAAUAAUAAUGUAUUUUAGGCUUAAAAAUUAAGUUCAGGCUUAAAAAUGAAAUGAAAGCUUGAAUUAAACAAAUUAUUUUUAGUAUACACCCCAAAAUGGUUUACCAAAGCAGCUCCAAAUGGCGUCGAUUUGUAUGAAUUCAACAUCGACUAUCUUCAAUGUCGUGCCUACCAAAAUUGGUCGUCAUGUCCCAGUAUAUUUGGAACAUAA